AUGAACAAUAUUAAAAAGAUAUCAUGUUUUGGGGCUGGAUAUGUUGGAGGCCCAACUAUGGCGGUCUUUGCCAGUAAACACCCAUAGAUAUAAUUUACUAUUUAUGAUAUCGAUAAGCAAUAAAUUGAAAAAUGGUAGCAAAGCGAAACUCUACCUGUGUUUGAAAGUGGAUUAUCUCUUCUAUUGGAAGAAACGAGAAAUAAGAAUUUGUCAUUUACCAGUGAUAUCAAUGAAGCUUUAGAUGAAGUUGAUAUCAUUUUUUUAGCUGUUAACACCCCAAUAAAAUAAUCACUAUCAAAAAAAGAAUCUUAUUGUUUUGAUAUAAAGUACAUAGAAGCUUGCACAAGGUCAAUUGCUGAAUAUUUUGACUUGAAAAAAUUAAAUAGAAUUGUUACAUUAGUAGAAAAAAGCACUGUACCUGUGUUGACUUCAAAGCACAUAUAUGAGAUUCUCUAAGAAAACUAAAAAAUUUAUAAAUAAUAUAUUUAUGGAAUUUUAUUUAAAAAUACACGUAGUGCAAUUAAUGAUUUACUGAAUCCUGAAAGAGUAAUUAUAGGUGGAGGUAAUUCUCCAGAAGAAUAGAAUAGUACAAAUAUGCUGAAAGAACUCUAUGAAAAAUGGGUAAAUAAAGAUAAAAUAAUUCUUACAAAUUUAGUCUCAAGUGAACUUUCAAAGCUAGUUUCAAAUUCAUUUUUGGCUCAGAGAGUAUCUUCUAUCAACAGUAUUACAGCUUUGUGUGAGGCCACUGGUGCUAAUAUUGAAGAAGUUAAGAAAUGCAUUGCUUCAGAUUCAAGAAUAGGAAGUAAAUUCUUAAAUUGUUCAGUAGGUUUUGGAGGUUCAUGCUUUAAAAAAGAUGUUCUUGGACUAGCAUACAUCUGUGAAAGUAGAGGGCUAACAGAGGUGGCAGAUUAUUGGAAAUAAGUAGUUAAAAUGAACGAAUAUCAAAAGUCUAGAUUUUCAAAAUUAAUAAUAGAAAAAAUGUACAAUAAUCUUGAUGAUAAGAUCAUUACAAUAUUUGGGGUUUCUUAUAAAAAAAAUACUAACGAUUGUAGAGACAGUGCUUCUAUCACUGUUGCUUCAGAAUUGCUAAAAGAAGGUGCUGUACUGCAUAUAUAUGAUCCAUUAGCUAAAUUUGAGAGCAUGAAAAAAGAAAUGCAAAGAUAAGAAAUAUGGAAAGAUUGCUAUGAUGCUAAGAUAAAGUUUUUUGAUGAUGGAGAAUCUGCUUCUAUAAACUCUCAUGCAAUAGUUAUUUUGACUGAAUGGGACGAUUUUAAAUAGUGUAAAUACGAGAGGAUGUUUAAAAAAAUGAAAAGACCUUCAUUUAUUUUUGAUGGAAGAAAUCUUUUAAAUAGAGAAGAGAUAGAAUAAAUUGGAUAUGCUUACGUUAAAUUAGGAUGA
Messenger RNA from Tetrahymena thermophila SB210, 1398 nucleotides. RefSeq names its product UDP-glucose/GDP-mannose dehydrogenase. The record is from RefSeq and is a predicted model, not a curated record. NCBI's taxonomy places the organism in Eukaryota, Ciliophora, Oligohymenophorea, Hymenostomatida, Tetrahymenidae. Gene Ontology annotation, cellular component: cytosol; nucleus. Gene Ontology annotation, molecular function: UDP-glucose 6-dehydrogenase activity; NAD binding. The transcript is spliced from 8 exons. Gene Ontology annotation, biological process: glycosaminoglycan biosynthetic process; polysaccharide biosynthetic process.